Sitophilus oryzae (rice weevil) is the source of this 5060-nucleotide messenger RNA. RefSeq lists its product as uncharacterized. The record is from RefSeq and is a predicted model, not a curated record. Gene Ontology annotation, molecular function: serine-type endopeptidase inhibitor activity. NCBI's taxonomy places the organism in Eukaryota, Metazoa, Arthropoda, Insecta, Coleoptera, Curculionidae.
GAAGAACGGCAGCAGCCAGUGAGUGACAUUGACUCUGACUGGGCUGGCAGUACCUUAGGAGACCGGUCGCGAAAAAGUUUGUUAGCCCCGGCAUAGUACGCUCUCGUGCGACGUUCAACGACGUCUUCGCCAGCAUUCAACGGUUUAUUUUUCCUCGUUUUAUCUCUGCCAGGUUCGUUGUGCGUUUUUCUGGUCUUGGUUGAUGAGCCGAUGAAGCGCGGUAAAAUCUUUGGAAUGCGGUGGUUAGUGUACAUAUUUUUGGUGGAAGUGGUUGUCGCAGUUUCGAAAAAUGAUACUGAGGCUGAUGGCGAGGAAUCUAGAAAAAUUCUGGGAUCAAGUGUUGUCACUUCAGUCUCCGUUGUCAUGGAUAGUGGAAAUGGCAAGAAGACAGUAUAUACCGACGCAAUAGGAAAACCUCAUUCCAAACCAGCCAAUCCUUCAGAACUGGCUAGUCCCAUCGAGCUCCUUCAUCCAGAUCGAUACGAAUUCUACACAUUCGAUGACAAUGGUGACUUAGUAAAACGACUCAUGUCAUUAGACGAAAUCAAGAGCAUUAUAGCUACCGGAGACAGUGAUGCGUUUGAUUUAGACGCAUUUACUUCACAGGGCUUCGUUCCAGAGAAACGUGUAACCGACGUGGUUAAUAACGUCCAAAAUGUGUUAAAAGAAGAAAUGGAGAUUCUUAGAGACCCCAUAUCCAAACCUAUUUUUGACACUCCUGACGUAAGCGAUUCUUGGAGUAUGAUUUUGCCGGCGGUAUUUGGAAAUUCUGGUGAAGAUAUUAAGCCAGAAAAGCCCCUAACACAUGUUACUCCAGAUACAAUUAUGGUGGAACCAAACGGAGAAACUCUUACGACUCUGGGACUUCAAAGUAGCUCAACCACGCGACCAACUCAGAGUAGCAGUAUUUCGACUCAAAGCACCACUUUUAUCUCUAAACCAGUUUACUAUAGCAGCCAGUCAGUGUUGGGUCAAAAAUUACCGACAAGCACCGAGGCAAUGUUGAACGUCGAAAUAUUUUCUAACAGUGAACAAUCUACGGAAAAACCAUCAAUAACAACAGCUCACUUAAUGCAACCUGAUGUAACUCCUACAAGAGAAGCUGUUCAAGUAACCAACACAUUACCGUCUUUGAUUCGAACAACACCAUCCACAUUUACAUCAAACAUUACCAAUCAGUUCAACAAUAAUUCUGAGCCAGCAAUGUAUAAAACUACAAUCGAGAUGCUUUCUAGCACUAAGUCUCCUAGUAAUCCUUUAGCGGAUGACUUAAAAACUCAAUCAACAAACCAGAUAUCAAGUACAAGACCUCAAAGUGAAAGUACUUUUAGACCUACUCCAAUACCAAACAGCAGUACUAGUCAUAUGUUAGCCAGUACUACUAAUUCUAAAAUCAAAACGUCAUCUAUAACUCCGACAACUUUCAGACCUACAAGGCCAUUAGGAAUAUUUAGUUCUACAAAGUUUGCUGGUACCUUUAAUCAAGCGGCUUCUCAAAAGGCAACACCGACAACAACAAUGAAACCUGUAGUUACUGAAAAAACUACUAAGAAACCAAUUACCUCCAUGCCUACACAUUCAAGUCAAGAUUCAAGUACAAUAUCAUUGUUACCAUCAUCAACUAUAUCAAUAGCAUCUAAAACACCAUCUUUAAUGACAUCCACUGUUUCAAAACUAACAGUAAAGCCACAGUUAAAUAUAUCUACAACUAUAAGCAAUGUGAUGCAGAGUACUUCACCUUCAACAGCUUCCAAAUCCCAAUCGACUACUCCCAGCAGACCAUCUACUUUGGCUAUAAUUAUUACUAAAGCUACACAACGGCCCAAUAAUAGUUCUACGCUAUCCGGUAUAUCAAAUCAAGCUCCUCCAAACACUAGCACACCGAUUUAUUCAAUAGAAAAGAGCACAACUCCUAAUUUGGUUUCUUCAUCUAGUAUUCCAGCUGACUUAAAAAGUGAAGCUACUACGUUAAAAGAUAGUACGACUUCAGCUUUAAAUAAAUUUGAAUCUCCUGAAUUUAUUAACGAGUCUAGCACCUCAAGUACGAGUAAUAAAAAUGUUGUAUCUACAACUAAAAUUCCUUCGUUAUUGCAGUCACUGAGUAAUGAUCAGAAACUAUCCGCAUCUGAAUUAUUGGAUCAACUUUUAUUGACCACAAACAUCUAUGAGAUAAAUACUGAGUUGACAUCUCCAAAAGUUGAAAAUAUAGAUAAAUAUUUAGAGAUCGGCAUUGGAGAUAAUAACUCAACUGAGGAGGUGACGGAUAAUAAUGUAAUUGAAACAACAACUCUUCACGAUUCCCUCGUAUAUCCACCGACAACUGAUGCUACAAUAAUACAAAGCAUUGAACAAAUACUGUCACAAGCUGUUGAUAGUUUUGAGGAGCCUAUAAAUCAGCCUCUGCAAGAAGAAAAGGUACAACAAAUUAUUGAAAAUUCUGCUCAAAAGAAUAUGGAAGAAAAUAUUCAAAAUACUGCUACGGUAGGUUCAAUAUUGAUAGGAGAAAAAGGAACAGAAUCUGAGGCAGAUAUAACUUCUACAACAGAAAAUACUUUUACUGCUGAAAGUGAAACAUUAAGUAAUGAGAAGUUGAGUGAAUCGGUUGGUGCUUUGUUGUCACAGAUAUACAGUCCAACAAUUACCACGAUACUUGCUACAGAUAGACCCAGGGAAGAAAUUACUACCAGACAAAUUGAAUCUAUUAGCUCAUCUACAACACCUGUGUCUAUAUCUACAGAGAAAAUUAAUUCAUCAAGCGAAAAAAAUUCCCAAUCUAAUGAAAACGAAACAUCCGAAGAAAGUGCUAUUUAUUAUAUUAAAACCAAAGUUCCUAGUACUACGACUACAACAACAACAACAACAACAACAGAGAGACAGUUACCUCAUUUAAUUAAUAUAACAAUAAUCAGUUAUGAUUCUACGAAGAACAGGUCCAAACCAGCAAAAGCAGACUUAAGUUUGGAAGAGAAACUUAUUGCAGAAGAAAUGAAAAAUAUGUCUUUAUACUUCAAUCAUACCUUACAUGUAACUUCAAAUAACACCGAAAGUACAAAAGAAUCUGAAGCUCAAGUUACUUUUGUAAAUACAACUCCCACGAUUGAUGAACAAAGUACAACGACGGAGUUUGAUGUGGAAAGUACCACAGCUUUUGAAGAAAUAUUCGUACCUUUCAGUAGUACUAUAAAAAGACAGGAAAAUGAUAGAGUAAGUAGUACUGAAUCGUCUAAGUCACCUAUCACUACUACACAACGUGUAUCAUUGACUAGAAAACCUAUAAAGCCAUCAAUAGUUAUUACUAUUAAUGAAAACAGUACUUUUGUUACUGAUAACGGAAAAGUGGUAGCUAAUAAAACUAUUUCACCAUCUACAUCUGGUACAACUAUUUCAACAAGUCCUGUAGUUACUCCACCUCAAAAUCACACCUGGACUUUAGUGUCCACAGUCAAACCACAUCGUGAAAACAACCAAAACCUUCCAUCUUCAACUAUAUCUUACGCAGAUGCCAUAGAUCCACCUGCUCCGAUAGAUUUAGUACCAAAACCAAUGCAAGGGUUUGGCCUUGAUGAAAGUACAGCCAACUUAGACAAUGACGUCUUCCAGUUUGUGCAACUUUGUAACGAGUUGGCGUUUGGUUUUUGGAGAACUGUUACCUCAGGGCUGAGUUCAGCAAGAAGCGUCUUUGUCAGUCCAUUUGCGGCUACUUCUAUGCUGGCGAUGGUGUUUUUGGGUGCUAAAGGUGCAACCUCGGAAGAAAUGAACGAAAUACUGAAGUUAGACGAUAUGGUGACGUUCAAUCCUCAUCUUAUCUUCAAAAACGUGUCUGAAUCUCUUAUCAGCACCGAUGGGUAUUCUGGUGUGGCUACUGCUACUAUUAUAAGAGAGUUGUUCAGUGAUAAAAGUAAAGGAAGACUUUUAGAUUUUUACAAGAAUAGAGUGAAGGCGUUCUACGAUGGGUAUGUCGAAGAAGUGAGCUACAAAGAGAUUGGAGACGUAAUAAGGAGAAGAACGAAUCUUUUGGUAAAGAAGGAAACGAAUGGAAAGUAUCCUGAAUAUUUGAGAGAUAGCUCUAUAACGGUUAGGCCGCCUUUAAGUGGGGUUAGCGUUAAUAUUUUUGAGACUGAUUGUUCCCAAUCUUCGUACGAAGGUCGCGAUGGUGAGCUUCAUUUUGUCGUUUUACCAUCGAUCAGGCAAAGAAGACUGAUUCCCAUCCCGGCGGUGGUGUACAGGUCGGGUUUUUUGGCUGGAUACGAACCCAGUCUUGAUGCCACUGCGGUUUCACUGGGAAGCACUGAACAAACAAUAAGUACUAUCUUUGUUAUACCCGGUCAGCAAGGAAUAUCUGCACCUGGAGAUGGAUUAUCCAGAUUGGAGAAAAGACUAGUAGAGAGUUCCUUUAAAAAAGGUGCAUGGUCCAGAUUGCUACGUUCCCUGAUCCCACGACCAGGUUUGGGUCAAAUACCUCGUUUCUCCCACAAAUCGAUCAUCAACGCCACCUCAACGUUGAAGAAGAUGGGUCUACACGAGUUGUUCCAUCCAGAACAGGCGGAUCUGAGAGGCCUGAACGGCAUUCCCAACGAACUCCACCUAGCGGACAUUCUGCAAAUCAACAAUUUUGCUACUUGCGGGGACAGAAAAAUUCGCAGAGAGUCGCACCAUUCGGAGAUAUAUCCUGCAACAUCUUUGAAAGCUAGGAGAGCCAGGUAUCUCCAGAACGUACCUACAGACCUAGAAGAACAAGAACCAAGAGACUACCAAAGAGCUUUCCAUGAUCCAUUCUACGAUCCCACUCUUCUAGCUCUUCCAUUGUCCCAACGACCGAGACAGGCGAGAAUACCCGACGUUCCACGACUACGUUUCGACAGACCGUUUCUUUACUUCAUCAGGCACAAUCCUACGGGUUUGAUCUUGCACAUGGGCAGGUUUAAUCCAAGGUUGUUACCAUGAAAGUUGAGAACUGAACGGUUAUUCUAACUUAAUUAAAAUUACUAAACUAUAUGUUGUUAUGGGGGUAAUACAGGGUGUCCCAGGCUAAGCGUGCAGUAGAAGUUUCUAGUGAGAUU